UCGCGAGCGCCGCCGCAGUAGCGAUCCAGUCGGCUUGGCGUUCGGAUCGGGCGCGCGCGACCGAGCGAGUGCAGUCAGUGUGGUGGUUCGCGCUGCACCGAGCCUCCUCCAUCUUUCCUCUCCUGUGCUUGGCUCCCGACGCGAUGGACGCCAGCUGAAGUCGCGAGCUUGCGAACCCGAGUUGCCGCCGCCGCCGAGAGCGAGAAGCCGCCGAGGGCCCCGGUCGGACGAGACGAGGCGCGAGGGAGGCGCGGGAGGCGAGGAAGAAGAUGAGACCGCUGUCGCUGCUGCUGACGCUGCUGUGCUGCGACGCUGGGCCGCUGGUGCUGGCGAACGUGGACAAGUGCGCGGACGUGUGCACGUGCAAGUGGAAGAGCGGCAAGAGGACGGUGGAGUGCAAGCCGCGCUCGCUGACCUCGGUGCCCGACGGUAUCGACCCGGAGACCCAGGUGCUCGACGCCAGCGACAACGACAUCGGCGCCCUCACCAACAACAUCUUCGUGAAGGUGCGCCUGACCAACCUGCAGAAGCUCUACCUGCGCGCCUGCAAGAUCCAGCGCAUCGACGAGCAGGCCUUGGCGGGGCUGACCAACCUCGUCGAGCUGGACCUCAGCCACAAUAGGCUGGGCCAGGUGCCGAGCGCCUGCUUCGCGAACACGCCCUUCCUGCGAGAGCUCAGCCUCGGGCACAACCCGCUGCAGAAGAUACAGACGCACGCCUUCCAGGAGACGCCCAGCCUCGUGAAGCUUGACCUGUCCAACGCCGAGCUGGCCGAGCUCGCCAGCAAGGGGUUCCAGGGCCUGGAGAUGCUCGAGACCCUGACGAUCGACCACAACCGGAUCCAGACGCUGCAGCUCGGCACCUUCGAGCCGCUGAAGAAGCUGCGCAGCAUCGAGCUGCACGAGAACCCCUGGAUCUGCGACUGCCAGCUGCGGGAGGUCAAGUCCUGGCUGGUCAACCAGAACCUGCCGACCACGAUAUCGCCGGUCUGCCAGCAGCCGGCGCGGCUCGCCAACCGGACUUUCGCCGAGCUGUCCAUCGACGACUUCGCCUGUCCGCCGGUGAUGCUGCUGGCGAGCCGCUACGCCGAGGCGACCAUCGGCGAGAACGCGAGCAUCGUCUGCACCGUGACCGCCGUGCCGCCCGCCAAGGUGCGCUGGAUCUGGAACGGCAAGCUCUACACCAACCACUCGACCGUCAACAACCACCAGAAGAUCCUCAUCUACGAGGAGGGCUUCUUUCGCAAGCGGAACACGCUGGUGCUGACCAACGCUCAGGAGACCGACACCUCCAUGUUCUUCUGCGUCGCCGAGAACCCGGCCGGCAGCGUCGAGGCUAAUUUCACGCUGCACGUAUCGCUGCGCACGGCCGGCAUGUCCACGUUGGGCUCCGGCCAGAUCGCCGGCAUAUCCGCGGCCCUGGUCGUCCUCAUUCUGCUGAUACUGCUCACGAUAAUGGUGCUGUUCAUACGGCUCAAGCGGAUGCCGCAGAAGGACGUCAAGUCGGCGGCGCCCAACUCGGACAACCUGCCGCUCGACGGCUGCAACAGCACGAGCAAUCCGCAGUCGGCGCAGGACCCGCAGUCCGCCACGUCGACGAUCAGCCGGCGCAAGGCCGAGGAGCUCGUGGAGACGACGAGCUUCGCCGGCGAGAGCACCCAGCCCCCCGCGGUCGCCGGCUACGCGCUGCAGCGCACCCAGGCGACCAACAACUACCACCACCACCACCACCAUCAUCAUCAUCACCACGUGCCGGAGAACAGCCUCGACCACUAUCUGGUGAACCGCGGCUACGAGGAGACGACGUCGACGAUGCGCCUGCAGCCCGGCGUCCUGGUGGCCAAGAGCAGCGCGGCCGCGUACUCGUCGCAGCUGAUCGACAACCCGGACCUGAUACGCGACACGCGUGGCGGCUCGGGCGACGAGCUGCUGCUGCCGCCGCCGCCGCCGCCCUCGUCCGCCACCUACCUGCAGGCGGCGUCGGCGGCGGCGGCGGCGCUCGACGUCACCGCGACCUACGGCAGCCGGCUCGUCGACAUGGAGCCGGAGGCCGGCAAGCUGCUCUACUCCGAGUGCCUCAGCUGGGAGCAGCAGGUGUGCAGGCCGUCGGUGUCGCAGCAGCCGACGACGACGCCGACGCCGACGCCGGCGCACCAGUCGGCCGCGGCAGCGGCGGCACAGCUGCAGGAGUUCCCGCCGGGUGCCAAACAGAUCCGCGUGUGGCAGAAGGGCGUGCCGGUGCUGCCGCCGGUGUCCGCUCUCAAGCGCGUCCUCGGCUCCACGCGCUCGUCGCCCGACGAGGGCUAUCAGGAAGGCACCGGUACUGACGUCUAGUGCAACACGAGGCUCAAGACUGUGCUAGAGUGGAGUGUAUAGUGCGUUUUACAUGUACAUACAGAUGAUGGACUCUCGAUUCACACGCACUCUUCUCUCAUACUCGAUACUUCUGUCACUUUCUUUGUCUCUCUCUCUCUUCCCCCCCCUCCUCCCUUGCACUCUCUCUCUUCAUCUUUCUAUCCUCAAUCACAGGUGCGAGUGCGACGUCUACUGUAUGCGAAUUUCACACAAUUUGUUUUUGAAUUACAUGUCUGCGAUAAGCAAAAAGAAAUUGAAAUUUUUCUCGUCGUUCGUUGUUCAUGCGUUGUUCUUGUUGUUCGAACAAGCAAAAAAACAAACACACACACACACACACACACACUUACGUAUAAUAUACGGUGUGUGGCGCUCUUUUGUCUGCCGCAAAACCUGAUUGAUCGGGCAGCACUACAACCUCGACAUUAUAUCACGUGCGGAGCGAGCAUUAGCGUGCGCUUUUCUCCCGAGGAGCGAUAAAAAUUUAUUGCAAAAGCGCGCGAGCCGCGCGAGCCGCGCGAUCGCUCGUUCGACGAUCACCGCGCCACAGCGGCGCAGAGAUUAUCCAAUCUCGUGCCUGUGAGCGCGCGCACGAGCUUCCUUUUAUUUGGGAGAGAGCAGCGCUGCCCGUCAUCGCUCUUCCGCGGUCGCACAACGCGGAAAGAGCGUCGAUUGAGAAUUGCGAGGGGCAAAGAAAGAGGGCCAAUUCUGAAAACGGCGCACGCGUGCGAUAAAAGGCAAUCGAGCGGAGAGCCUCGUUCUCCCCUCUCGUGCAGUACACUAACAAUACCGCGACGCGGGGCAGACGAAAGUUAUAACGCGAGCUCGCGCAGACACAUGGGGCGGCCGAGCGCUGCCGCGCGGCUUUACGUAAGCGCGCGAGAGUACAUCGAUUCAAAGACUAAAGCAGCUCUCUCUCUCUCUCUCUCUUUCGCCGUCACGUAUCGCAUUCAGUAUGACUCCGAUGCUCAUGGCACUGAAUUGUCGAAAAUUGAACGAGGCAAACAAUAGACUAUCCCCCGCCCCUUUCGUACUCUUGACGGCGUCUCGUAGAAGAGACGCGGACCAAGGAAAGCAGCCGCGCAUUUAUCAAUCCCUCAAACGCUCCGACGACGAUAUUAGGCAUUCCCGAGGUGACAGGCUGAACGAAUGAGAUACACGACGACGACGACGACGACGUGCCGGCGCCGCUUGUUUUGUUUGUUUCCCUAGGUUCUGCCUCACAUUGAACACGUGUACAUACUUAUGGAUCUUUCUUUUUUUUUUUACUUUUCGUUCGUCCGUUUGAAUCCGAUUGACCCCGUGCACUUUUAUCCUCGAUUCGCUCCACAUGCACUUUUUCCCGUUCAGUUUACCCUUAAUUGAGUUUUAUCGUUUGAAUUUUCGAUGCUCCUAAACGUGAUUAGCCAUUAUUCAACAUUCCGAGUUUGGCCUGUUUCCUCGGUACAAUGUCACACUUCGAAUGACACUUACGAGUUUAAAUAAUGCGUUCAAUAAUGUAUCAUUAAGUUUGCAAUGGCAAAGUACAAUAUUAUGCGUUUUAUUAUGGAAAAUAUUCCAAGACUUGACUAGUAGUUAUCACUUUUAUUCUAAGGUUAACAAAAGCAAAAUUGAGUUAAGUGUAAUCAUAUGUUUAGAGUAAUUAAUUAAGUGUUAGUACAGGGGAAUGGAUUCGAUCGGUUACGGUUGAAUUUUUAUUCGUUGCUAUAUAGAAUUCGAUUUUCCUUUUCAAACUAUCAAUUAUACCUCGUAAAUCACGAUAAUAUCGGUGGAAAACAAAUAUAUGUAUAUAUAUGUGAACUAUUAUCAAUUAUCAAAAUUACAACGGUCAUAUGUAUCGAAUCUUAUCAAUUAUUCAAAUUAUAAUGAUUAAAAAUAUCAACAUUUUUAUCAUUAACAAGAAAAAAUAUCAAUUAAUCACCACGCUUAAUCAAAUGUCAACUUUAGUAAUGCUUAACACGUUAAGAGAAUAGUUUUAUAGUCUUACAAUUAAGACUUAAAAUUCUUCUCAAUCACCAACGAUGUGUAAGUUGAAUUAAUCGAAAAACUGUACACUUGUCAAUUUGUUAGUUUUUGAAUUCAACAUAUCUUAUCGGAAAAAGUAAAAGCAAUAAUUUUAAAGUAAAAAUCAAAAUUUGCACGAUUGAGUUUUUAAUUCGGUGCAAACUAAAAAAAAUAUCGGCAAUACAAUUACAUAUCCUUGUUUAUCGUUCUUACAACAUAUCUUCCAAAUAUUUUAUUCGUACAAACAAUAUCAUUACAUCAUCAUUACAUAUCUAUAAUUUCUAUUGAUUAUCGUUCAACAAACAUAUCCAAAAUUGCAUUUCUUAAGAAAAAGAAAUUACCCCCGUAUAUAAUUUGCAAAUUAAUCCCGGACAAAAAUCUUGAUUAUUUAUGAAAAAUCAGAAAUAUAUGAAUCGCGCCAUAUCCCGAAUAAAAAUUCAACCGCAAGAGAUGCAUCGAGAGGGAAAAUUUCCAUUUGCAUAUCAACACAUAUCAAAGUGCUCGCAAAACCAUUCCGGGUGUACGACAAUACAAUUCCAAACGGGGGGAAAUUUUCCGUCGAGAUACGCACCCGAUUCCCUUUUUCCACUCUUUAAGUGUACUAAACUCGUUUGGGUGAUUCUAUGAGCGUGUGGUGCAAUUGAUUCGUAUCGAGCGUAACUCUGUCGAAGAAAAAACCGAAAAUGUAAGGCGUAAAUUAGGACGACGAUAAGGAAUGAAAAAGAAAACAAACGCAUGUAAGAUUAUUAGUGAAUGUUGGUUGAGUGCAACGUUACACUAGUAUAUUAUACAAAGCGUGCGUCCGUAAAAAUAUACAUAUAUAUAUAUAGUUUUCAAAGAAUCGAGUUUUGAAAAAAAUGUGGCAAUGCCGUUCUUACGAACAAAGUUUUCCGCGCCGAAGGUUCUUUCAUUUGGUCUUGUCGUGGAAAACGUUUUGCUGAGAUUCUGUAUUGUCAUCUCAACGAAACGCUUUCGUGUCGAUAUCGCAACAGCAUACUCAUGUAGGAGACUGUAGUGGAUUUAUUUUUCCUAAAUGACCGCUUUUCAAAAUCGUACAAGGCUCGUAAAAUCCGUAACGAAGAAAAACUUUUGCAAAUGUUAUCACUACUCGUUUGAAUCCAUAACGUGAAUGAAUUCAAACACAACGCACGUAGUAGAAGUGCUUAAUCUACUUGUCGACGAGACGAAAAAAGAAAGUAAACAAACGAGUCUGAAGUCCCACUCAAAUAAAUUAUCAAGCGGGGUGUAUACGUAGUGGAAGGGUUGUUUUUCUCUUUGUUGUUAUUGUUGCCACAAAGUUCCUCCUCAUCCGCGUAACAUCCUCGCUCUUAGGAAAAUAAUUACGAGUGCGCCUUAUCAGUGGGGCUCCGCGCGCUGAUGUAAAUAACGAGUAUUAUCGCGAGAACGGCAUCGCUGCAUUUUUAUGUUUUCCCUUCUUUUUUCCGCUAGAGAGAGAAACAACCAUACAAAAAAACGCGAAGGCUGACUAUAUUUCAUUGCUGUUGUAAUGUGUGUAUCGCGCGAGCGCGACGCGUGAUAUGUGUAUGUGUGUGUGUAUCAUAUGCACGCGUAUGAUAUGUAUACAUAGAACGUUCGUAAUAAAACAUAAGGAAAUGAGGACGAUGUUAAAGAUGUACAAAUUGUGUAAUUUAGUGUUGCGCGAGAAACAAAAAAAAAAUCUCGAUAUUCCUGCGCGAAAGCUCCGCGACGAGGCAAGAGUUGUUUUGUAAACUAAUAAUGUGUCUGAUCACAUGCCUCGUGUAAUACGAAGGAAAAGUAAAGCGAGAAAUUCUGACAGGGAUGUCGAGUUGGGUAUAUAGCCAGUUUUUUCUUAAAGAAAAAUUCACGUCGGCGUAAAGAUUUAGAUACCAAAGCAAAAAAGAAAAAAAAAAACAUAGACAAACACACGUGUGUACGAUGCAGGUGGCUGAACAAACAGAAAUCCCUAAAAGUUAUUCCGAGCGACUACUCAGUACGUGUUCAUAAUUAUACGUAUAAUUAUAUGAUGUAAGUACGAGCGGAGAAAAAGACAAGUUUUUUCUGUAAGAUAAACGACAAAUUAAGUAACAAAAGAAAUACGAUAUGCAUGACAACACAAACAUACACAUACACACACAUACAAUAUUAAAAAGUAACUACAGACAAAAAAAUAACUAAAAAAAGAUUAAAUAAAUAAAACCAAAAAAUCCUAGCGGUUCGAGAGUUCUGCGUUCUGAUAUUGCUUCGGUGGACUGAUUAUGAGGUUAUAUGACGAGGAUAUAAAUAAUCGUGAUUUUAUGGAUUUAAGAAAUAUUUCCUUUUUUACUUUGUAAAGUCGUAUUAUAUGCGCGUCGAAUAUUUGUAUAGCAAUCGGUUGGGUGGCCCUUCCCUACCUCUAUUUGUUUAAAAGAAGAGACCCACUUAGUUGGAUAUAAUUACUGUAUAAGGGUAACGAAUAAUUUCGUAUGGACACUGUAUUAUUUAUUACAUAAUUAUUAUAUACAUACGAUGUAAUAAACUAUUAUAUUUGUAAAAAAUUACAUCUUCGUUUUUAUUCAUUUGAAAUUCAUUGACCUAGUUGAAUAAUUACUUUUUCUUCAUUUGAAAAAUUCAAUGGAAUCAUCAACCAGAUUAUCGUGAACAGAAUGGUAUCUUGAUUUUAAUUUGACUUUAUA
This is a messenger RNA of Phymastichus coffea, 7009 nucleotides long. Its product is annotated as leucine-rich repeat-containing protein 24-like. Gene Ontology annotation, molecular function: protein binding. The transcript has a single exon. Gene Ontology annotation, cellular component: plasma membrane. NCBI's taxonomy places the organism in Eukaryota, Metazoa, Arthropoda, Insecta, Hymenoptera, Eulophidae. Bases 270 to 2333 code for a protein of 687 amino acids. The record is from RefSeq and is a predicted model, not a curated record. Gene Ontology annotation, biological process: cell surface receptor signaling pathway.